GUGAUAACCCACAAAAAUCGUAAUUCUUCGAAGCUUGUUCUUGUUCUUGGAGGUUCAGGAGGUGUUGGGCAGCUUGUUGUAGCAUCUCUGUUAAAUCGUGGAAUCAAAGUGCGUCUUUUCCUACGUGAUCCUCAAAAAGCAAUGUCCUUAUUUGGUACACAUGAUGAGGACACCCUACAGGUUUGGAAAGGAGACACACGAAAUCAAGAGGAUCUGGACCCUAGCAUGUUUGAGGGAGUCACACAUGUGAUCUGCUGUACUGGAACGACAGCCUUUCCAUCAAGACGUUGGGAUGGAGAGAACACACCACAAAGAGUAGAUUGGGAGGGUGUUCGUAAUCUCGUAGCUACACUGCCUCCAACACUCGAGAGGUUUGUGCUUGUAUCAUCUGUUGGUGUCACUAAAUCUACUGAGCUACCUUGGAGCAUCAUGAAUCUUUUUGGGGUUCUAAAGUACAAGAAGAAGGGAGAGGAUUUUCUUUGCUACUCUGGUGUUCCCUUCACCAUAAUUAGAGCAGGGAGAUUGACUGAUGGUCCAUAUACUUCAUAUGAUCUGAACACUUUACUGAAAGCGACUGCAGGGAAACGCCGAGCAGUCCUUAUAGGCCAAGGUGAUAAACUUGUUGGAGAGGUCAGCAGACUUGUAGUGGCUGAAGCUUGCAUACAAGCAAUGGAUCUAGAAUGCACAAAGGGCCAAAUUUAUGAAAUCAACUCUGUAGAGGGAGAAGGUCCUGGAAGUGAUCCCGAGAAAUGGAGAGAACUUUUCAGAGCUGCUUAUAUGCAAUAGUUGGAUGUGUAAGAAAUGUGUAUCCUAUCUGUUAACAAUUCUCUACGAUUGAUCCAUUUUUAAAUUUCUCCAUAUUUGUUUUCCAACCAACCAUAAUCUGAUUCUCCCAGAAUUGAAUCUUUGUAUAUGAAUGUAUGUAAAGGCGGCCAAAUUUUAGAUGACUGUAUAUAUGAUGAUGAAAUUCAAAAAAACAUUUUCUUGUAGGAAAUUUUAAGUUGUAUUUGUUUAUAAUCAUCC
Amborella trichopoda is the source of this 1023-nucleotide messenger RNA. RefSeq names its product NAD(P)-binding Rossmann-fold superfamily protein. The record is from RefSeq and is a predicted model, not a curated record. Lineage: Eukaryota; Viridiplantae; Streptophyta; Magnoliopsida; Amborellales; Amborellaceae.